Messenger RNA from Aspergillus caelatus, 946 nucleotides. Its product is annotated as CIA30 family protein. The annotation marks the transcript as partial. Gene Ontology annotation, biological process: NADH dehydrogenase complex assembly. The record is from RefSeq and is a predicted model, not a curated record. The transcript has 3 exons. NCBI's taxonomy places the organism in Eukaryota, Fungi, Ascomycota, Eurotiomycetes, Eurotiales, Aspergillaceae.
ACAAAAUGGACUCGAAAGUAGCAAGACUACCCCUUUUCGGGGGCCCCAGAGCAUGGCACUCCUCCGACUGGACUUCCACUGACGACCGCGUUCGCGGUGGAUCCUCGCAUUCCCACAUGAGCUGUUCCCCCGCUUCUCUCGUCGCCCGAUUCCACGGAAACCUCGACAUCACCACACUCGGCGGAGCAGGAUUUGCAUCGCAGCAGACAACGGGCGAAGAUAGGAGUUGGGAUCUCUCUCGCUACGACGGGUUGGAAUUACAUAUUGCUCGCGGGGAUGAUAAGUUGUAUACUAUCACGCUUAAAGAUGAGACUGCGCCUAAGCGGCCGGAUGGGAGACAGGAGAGUACCCUGAGCUGGGAGUAUGAUUUCCAUGCGCAUGGAGAGAAGAGGAUUUUUAUCAAGUGGGCUGAUUUUAAGCCUACGUAUCGGGGGAAGGAGCAGGAGGAUGCGAAGCCGUUGGAUUUGACUGGGGUGAAGCAGAUCAGCUUUAUGAUGCGCAGUUUCUUCGGAAUACAGGAAGGAGACUUUAGCUUGGAGAUUGUCUCGCUCGCUGCGGUCCGAUUUAAGUAUUACCGCGAUGAUCCGGAGGAGGAGGAGGAUGAAUAUGUGAUGGUGGAUGAAAAACGGGGAGCUAUUUCGGAGACUCCGGAAUCGCGAGGCUGGCUGAGUUGGAUUGGACAGUGUUGUGGUUUGAGCUAAGACAUUGUAGCUGCAGUCACCAAUCGGUCACGCAGAGACGUGUUUCCUAGGGUAAGCCGCGUUGUUAAUUCCGGCUCAUGAUCGAGGAUUUCCUUAGAUCAUUCAUAUCGAUUUGCCAUGCUAUAGUUGGGCACGAUGAUAUCUCUCCCCCUGGACGAACCUGGUAUAUAUUUCCUGUUUAUAGCCUUACAAGAUAUUGAUGCUACCGUACUACAAUGUGAGAGGGGGAAGAACUACCAGCGUUG